AGUGGCCGGCGCGGGACGCGGGCGGAGGAGGCGGGGAAGAUGGACUCGGCGCCCGCGCUGGGCUGCAGCCUCAAGGAUGUGAAGUGGAGCUCGGCCGCCGUGCCGCUGGACCUGCUGGUCAGCACCUACCGGCUGCCGCAGAUCGCGCGGCUGGACAGCGGAGAAUGCGUGGAAGGGCUGCGGGAAAAUGACUACCUUCUGAUCCAUUCCUGCCGUCAGUGGACCACCAUUACUGCCCAUAGCCUGGAGGAAGGCCACUAUGUCAUCGGGCCAAAGAUAGAGAUUCCUGUACAUUAUGCAGGACAAUUCAAGCUACUGGAACAAGACCGAGAUAUAAAGGAGCCAGUGCAGUAUUUCAACAGCGUGGAGGAGGUGGCGAAAGCAUUUCCUGAGCGUGUGUACGUCAUGGAGGAAAUAACAUUCAAUGUGAAGGUUGCGUCAGGUGAAUGCAAUGAAGAUACGGAAGUUUACAACAUCACCCUGUGUACUGGGGAUGAGCUCACCCUGAUGGGACAGGCAGAAAUUCUUUAUGCAAAGACCUUCAAGGAGAAGUCACGACUCAACACCAUCUUCAAAAAGAUUGGGAAGCUCAACUCCAUCAGCAAGCUGGGGAAAGGCAAGAUGCCAUGCCUCAUUUGCAUGAAUCACCGGACCAAUGAAAGCAUCAGCCUUCCCUUCCAGUGCAAGGGCAGAUUUAGCACCCGAAGCCCCCUGGAACUUCAGAUGCAGGAGGGCGAGCACACCAUCCGCAACAUCGUGGAGAAAACCAGGCUCCCUGUAAAUGUGACAGUGCCCAGUCCCCCACCCAGAAACCCCUACGACCUCCAUUUCAUUAGAGAGGGGCACCGCUACAAGUUUGUGAACAUCCAGACCAAGACGGUGGUGGUUUGCUGUGUGCUGCGGAACAACAAGAUCCUCCCCAUGCACUUCCCUUUGCACUUAACCGUCCCCAAGUUCAGCCUUCCAGAACACCUGGUGAAGGGAGACGGAUGGCCUGAAACCCUGGUCCAUCACUGGCUUGGUAUCUGCCAAGAGCAGUUUGACAUUGACGAGUAUUCACGGGCUGUCCGUGACGUGAAAACGGACUGGAAUGAAGACUGUAAGAGCCCCAAGAAGGGCCGAUGCUCUGGCCACAAUCAUGUACCCAAUUCCCUCAGCUACGCCCGCGAUGAGCUGACCCAGUCUUUCCACCGGCUCUCAGUCUGUGUGUAUGGCAAUAAUCUCCAUGGCAACAGCGAGGUGAAUCUCCAUGGCUGCAGAGACCUGGGGGGAGAGUGGGCCUCUUUUCCUCAUGACAUCCUUCCCUAUCAGGACUCCGGUGACAGUGGGAGCGACUACCUUUUCCCAGAAGCUAAUGAAGAAUCAGGCAUCCCAGGGAAGUCCGAACUUCCAUAUGAGGAACUGUGGCUGGAAGAAGGCAAGCCCAGCCGACAGCCUCUCACUCGCUCACUGAGUGAGAAGAGCAGGUGUGAGCCAUUGAGAGGCUCCAUCCGAUCCAAAUGUGCAACUUCUCCUCUUCCUGUCCCUGGGACUCUGGGAGCCACAAUGAAGUCCUCAGACAUUGCCCUACCUCCACCUCCAGUGCCUCCCAAAUCUGAAGCCGUCAGGGAAGAAUGCCGGCUCCUGAACGCCCCACCUGUUCCACCCCGAAGCGCAAAGCCUUUGUCCACAAGUCCCUCCGUCCCUCCUCGCACAGUCAAGCCAGUGCGGCCCCAGACCCGCUCUCCCAGCCCCACCUUGUCUUAUUAUUCUUCAGGGCUGCACAACAUCAGUGUUACCAAAAGUGACACAAGUCCUCCUGACAGUGCUCCUGUUUCCUGCUACCCCUGCAACCGAGUGAAAAGUGACUCUGCGGACCCCAAGUCCCCAUUCGGAAGUCCUUCUGCCGAAGUGCUGUCCACCAGGCUCUCCUGGCCCAACCAUUACUCGGGGGCAUCAGAGAGCCAGACUAAGAGUGACUUUCUGCUGGAUCCAAGUAGGAGCUACAGCUACCCCAGACAGAAGACCCCCGGGACGCCAAAGAGAGACUGCCCCGCCCCUUUUGAUUUUGAUGGCUGCGAGCUCCUGGGCAGCCCACCUGCCACCGGCACUGCCGAGUUCAACAGCAGCGUGUCCACUUGCCCCAAGUCGGCCAGCUACUCUCUGGAGAGCUCCGAGGACAGUGUGCUUGCAGCUGGCAUGACCAAGCAGAGUGUCUCCUGCCCUGCCUUACCCCCCAGGGCCCCAAAGCCAGUGGAACAGAAAGUCACCCCUGAAACAUCUCCUUUGCCCCUGAAAAUCGAUGGUGCUGAGGAGGACCCCACGUCAGGGUCACUGGACCUCUCUGAGGACCGGUAUUUUGUCAAAAAGGGCAUACAGGGAAUCCCUGCCUCUCAUCCGUUCUCAUCUCCGCUCCACCUCCAGUUGGCCCCCAGGUCCUGUGGUGAUGGGUCCCCUUGGCAGCCACCCUCCGACCUGUCAGGACUCUCUAUAGAAGAGGUGUCCAAGUCUUUACGGUUCAUUGGUUUGUCUGAAGACGUCAUAGCCUUCUUUGUCACUGAAAAGAUUGAUGGGAAUUUGCUUGUUCAAUUAACAGAAGAGAUCCUCUCAGAGGAUUUCAAACUAAGCAAACUGCAGGUGAAGAAAAUAAUGCAGUUUAUUAAUGGCUGGAGGCCCAAAAUAUAGCCAAAUGGCCCCAACCAACAUGAGACAGAACCGAACCAUGUGCUAGAGGGGUGGGCUGGGACACACAUUUGUGUUUUUGCACUAAAACAAAACAAACUUCUGUAAAUAGGAUAAGAGAAAUACUACUAUGCAGAUUCCGUUUUUGAAUGGUGAACAGGCUAUUUUGUACAUCAAUAAAGAUGCUGUACAGAACACUUAGAGGUGUGCCUUGUACGUCACUCAACAUUCAACAGCUGCUAAAAGAGCUAAAGGCGAAUUCAGAGAACUCCUUCUUACCCCAGUAGGUGUUCAAGGAGGUGUGGUAUUUAUUACAAAAUAGCCAAAGCUGGAAGACAUGAGAAUCUUAAAAAACGACAACACUUCUAAGCAGUUUCCUUCGUCGGGGGAUCGACUUUAGAUAUUAACUGUGUCCCAUGUGCAUCACUUCAUGCCAACUGUUUUACUCUCGUGCCUGAAAAUGUUAGUGAUAUGAAAUGACCCUUUACUGUUGUAUGCUUGGUGGAAAUCUUUUUCUCAAAAGGCAUUUUCUAAAAUUCCUGUCUUGAUAGAAGAUAACUGGUGUCCGAAGGAUUAGCACGAAUCAUGACUGUGACGUUUGACCUGUAGCCGCUGCUAGGAUGAAAUAUGUGUAGACAGGUACAUACGUGCACACGUGGAUAAGUUUUCAACAUAAUUUUGAAUCAGAUAUUUUAGGUAAUACCUGUUUACUUUCAAUACCCAUCGGAGCGACCUUUAGCUGAGUGCGUUCUCUUAGGGACGGUUGGUAGAAUGAUUCCAAAGACUCUCAAAGCCUCAGCCUUGAAGCUCAGCCUCCUUCGGCUCCAUCCCAGAAAACAUGGAGGAGAUCAGUAAAGCCUGCUGAAGAUCAACUGUGAUUUUUUUUUUUUAAGCCCGUGGGAGGGCUGAUUUUUGCAUAUCCAUGCUGACAUUUGGGAAAAUGACAGCUACUUUUGAACAACCAUCCCCUCCGCAACCCUUCCUCUGCCAAUGAGAGAUCUGAAGGAGCAUUUCUCUACGUGUGUGAGGUAUUGUCAACAUGCGUCUAGUUUUAGGAAAGUUUGUGAAUCAGACCAUCUUUCUAGUGUAUAUGCCACUGCUGUGCAAUGAUCUUAAAAUAUCAGUAAAAGCACAUGCUAACUUCAUGACCCUCCCCUUCCAUUUCAUGACCCUCCCCUUCCUGUCUUCUACAGAAAACACAGCAGCAGCACACUUUUAAUCUGAGGAUUCCUAAACAUGAGUCGGAGAAUUUUGCUAAACGCAAUCAAAUAUCCCAAAUAUAAUGUCAUGUCCCUGCUUUUGCCUCUUCAAAGGCACCUAGCCCUCAGAGGUGCUUUCUAAGCACAGCAUGCUCCAAGCAGCCCCCAGUCUGUCCCAGAUUGUAAGUGAGCAGACAUCGGGUAAGUUAGGUGUAUGCCGUGGCCACCGGGGGUCAGCGUAUCCUGAAGGAUUGACCAUAUUUUGUCAUCUAUUCCUGUUACCAAAAAAGAAAAAAAAAAAAGCUUUGACAAAACCCACCAGGGAUUGCAGUUCUAUGAAAUAUGUCUUUACUUCUUGCCAUUUGAAAACUAUUUUAAUCCAUUUUAUGAUUUAGAUUUGAAGUGAAUUGAUACCCAGUCUAAUUUUCUAUUUUUUAUCUCAUUAACAAAAAGAAAACAGCUUUUUUUCCCCUCCUAAUAUGCCUCCCAAAUGUAAAUACUGUAUUCUAGGUGAAAAGAAUGCCCCAUAAUACUGGCUGACUAGAUGGUUCAGAAGAAGCCUCAGUAUGGCACUGAGACUGGUGAGACUCCUGUUCAGAAAGCAGCUCUCUGUGUGGGGAACUGGCUCCUUAGAAAAUUAACUUCCUUUAAGAACAAAAACAGACAAGAUGCAGUCAGGAAGCAACAGGUUGCCCUUGACUGACCUUCCCUCCAUCCUUUCUUUAGCACCUAGCACUUGGACAUGGUUCUCAAACUCAGAAGCGUGCCACAGGGUUGGUCUGUGAAGGUUGCCCCAUGCGAACAACUGACUCCUUUUAUCUUCUGCAAAGAUCUUACACAAAAUAAGAUUGUCUUCUUUCAGUUCACUUAUUUCGGUCCUAGCUUGUUUGUGCCAAGUCUAUUGAGUGGCAGCCUACUGUCUCCUCGAGGGCAAGGACUGGCCUUGGAUUCAUGCAUGCGUUGAACAUUUAUUGAGCACCCUUUGUGUGCCAUGCACAGAGCUGAGAAAAGGCCCAGCCCCUGCCCUCCUAUUUGUAUUUUAAAAUGAGUUGCUGACACUAUAUGUGCAUGCGAGAAACAUUUCCCUGGAAGGCGAGUGCUUGGAGAGUGACGUGUGCUGUCUUUCAAAGAACCCACAGAUAGACGUAGUGGCAGCCUCCUCUAAGGGAUAUGAAAUAAACCCUCCAGACAGUGAAGCUUGGAAUACAUUAAAGGAAAAUGCAUCUGUCUCUCACGGUCUCAUAUUUUCUUUUACUGACUUGGAGUUCUUUUUUAAUGAUAAUCAAUAUCUACUGGCAUUUCUGAAAGCCACAGUUAGCAUAAUUGCCAUUUCUGAGCUGAGCACCUGUCUAUGCAGGAUCCUGACUAGACGAGGAAUUCAUCUACCAGAGAGAAUCACAACAGGAAAUGCAUUCAGGAGGAGGAAGGUAGAAACAGCCCUAACCUUCUGCAGCAACGUGCAGACACCCCACGGCAGAGCCUUUUCCAACCAAGGUCAGAACAGUACCGUCCUUUUGUGGCAAGUUCCCUACAAUCCAGAGAGUGACCGUGGUGCUUGUAAAGUAUCUAUCAACAGGACCUUUUGGGGAUCCUUAAAUUCAUGACUAAAAUCAUCUUCACAUCCCUCCAUCAGAAAAGAACAGCAAUAAACGAAGCCAAGCAGCUAAAACGUAAAAUAUGGAGUCAACUCAAAAACUCAAGCACUCACCAACCAGUUCUUUCGCAGAGUCUUCUAAAUGCCUGCAAGCUGUCUUCAAGUUGAGCUGCUCAACUUUAUGAACUGUGAAAUGUCUACUCUCUAUCUCAGCCCAUGUACACCAUUCAAGUUUAUGAAGUUGUAGCGAACUGCCCAUUCAGCUACAUUGCAGUGUUUAUUCUUGUCUCGAAGAAAUGCGACAACCUUAUGUCCGUUCCAGCUGGUCAGACACAUGCGUAAACAACCUCGGCUCACAUUGCUGGGCCACCUGCACAUCAUCCACAUGCCUCUCUAAGAAGUUCAGGGGGCGGGUGAGCAUGGACAGAGUCUGACGUUGCCCAAACACCGUGUGUAAUAAGUCUCUCUUCAUGCCCUACUGUCUGUAAGCUUAACAUUCUGAAUAACAAACUGGAAAACAAGAUAGUUCUCCAAAGAAUCUCAUGAACUGUUCAAAGGCGAUUUUACUUGCAGUCUACCAAAAAAGUUGCAUUUGUUGUUGGGCACGUGAGGCUUCCGGAGCAAGCCCAUCACACCCAUUUCCACUGUUGCUAGAAAUCUAAAAGCUGCUAAGACGAGUCCAAGGUGCAGAGGGCAGACGAUGGACUAGCACUGCUCCCAGACUGUGGGGUGGUGAUCUUGCAAGAGUGCUGUGACCCAUCGUGUUAAGUCACGUCUUUGAGGACUGCUCCCAGACUGUGGGGUUGUGAUCUUGCCAAGAGUGCUCUGACCCAUCAUGUUAAGUCACAUCUGAGUCUUCAAGGCUCCUUGUUUUGAAAUUUGUCUCAUUGAGAUAACCAGAAACAAGUUCAUGUUGAUUUUGUUUAAAAUUGUCUUCUGUAAUUGUGCUGCUCUGUCUAACUUCUAAGCUAUGAGUUUUGUAUUAGAGCUUGUCAGAUGGCAGAUUUCCUUUGUUUACAGUCUUGUGUAGGAUUGCUGUGACCAUAUUAUGUUAAGUCAGUAUAGGGCUUGGCUAGUUCCCUAACUAAAAGCUUUUCUUCCCAUUUUCGUAUUAUGUUCCGUUUAAAAUAAUGUUUCAGUUAAGAUUAAAAAUUGAAACUGGAGAAUCUGGGGAAUUUUCUUAACUUAAAUGGAAAUUGUGUGUUUUCAAAGGAUCUUGGAACUGUCUGUAGAAUUCUUGGCUGGGAAAGCUGUUGGGUUGUUAACUAUAAGUUAGCAGUUGAGUUACUUCCCAGAGCAUUAUCUCAUGGGCUCAAAGUGUACCUCAAGAUAAACGCAGAUGUUAUGUCUAAAAAAAAAUUCAUUGUCGAUUUAAAUGGUUCUGAAAUGUCUAUAAGUAAAGAAAUUUUCAAAAUUG
Molecule: messenger RNA, 6871 nt
Organism: Nannospalax galili (Upper Galilee mountains blind mole rat)
Lineage: Eukaryota; Metazoa; Chordata; Mammalia; Rodentia; Spalacidae
Gene: Garem1
Product: GRB2 associated regulator of MAPK1 subtype 1
Exons: 6
Coding region: 40-2664 (874 amino acids)
Biological process (GO): epidermal growth factor receptor signaling pathway; cellular response to epidermal growth factor stimulus
Molecular function (GO): proline-rich region binding
Source: RefSeq, a predicted model, not a curated record